UAGGCGUCGCGAUGCCCUCAGUGACGUGUGCUGCGCAAUACCUCCAUUGAUUCCAAACGCGUUACAAGUGUCCCACUCAUGUGAGACGACCCGAAAGGGUCCGAAUAAAACAUGAAGUGCGCUUUAAUUUUCGUGUUGGCUUUCGCCAUAGGGACCUACGGCUAUACCACAAAGGAGCAUUACUUUACAUCCGAUUUACUUCGUGAUGUGAUGAGUCGCAUGUCCAAGGAUUUCGAUAAUUCCUAUCUCGAUUUCCCCGAAGGAAGAUUACCGUUAGGUUCUCGUUCCCUCGCGAAGGAAUUGGAAGAAGAGGAACAGCUGUAUCCGUUGGAUUAUGAUACGCUCGAGCCGAACCUCCAUCCGAGUCUCAGAGAUCAAGAGUUUUUGCAACACAGCAGCCUGUGGGGCAACCAGUACGUGUCUGGUGGAGCAGGCGAAGGGAAACAGCGGUUGAAACCGGAAGGGACCUACAAGAAUCGUCAGGAGAUAAAAACUGAUGCAACUCUGCCAGCAUAUUGCAAUCCGCCCAAUCCAUGCCCAAUCGGUUACUCGGCGGAAAAUGGAUGUUUGGAGAAGUUUGAGAACACCGCUACGUUCAGCCGAAAAUACCAGGCUGCGCAGGAUUGCAUGUGUGAUAGCGAGCAUAUGUUCGAUUGUCCAAGUGGUGUAAUGCAGGAUACUAAUGACGCUUUAGAUGCAAUGGAUGCAUUGAACGAACUGGAAUUCAACAGAUUUCUUCAACAUUCCAUUCAGGUUGAUCCAAGUCUUCAGCACAAAAAUUUGGUUGCUAAAAAGUUUAACAACUUUAAGAAGAGUGAGCGUAUCAAUCCAUUUUUGACUGGUGAACGUUUACCAGUUGCCGCGAAGAAAGGUAACAAUGUUUACUACUAAAUAAUGGAUCGGUUUGGAAGACCUUCUGGUCUGGAUGACGACGACGACAAUUUUCGCUUCGGACAUGGACUACGACUAUUCACCAUAUAUAUCUCAAAUUCCUGUAGCGCGAUGUGGUGCACCCAGCUUUGUUAGGAUUCCAAUAUUAAUUGAUAGCGGCUUUAUGUGUGGAUUUAAAAAAAAAAAUAAUAAUAAUAUGACUCUAAAUAUGGACUCGAUAACUAAACAAUAUUGAAACAAAACCAAUGGAUAUGGCCCCAUACUUUUAAAAAAAGUAACAGCAUUUCUCUUAAGAGAAUCAGCCAAA
Molecule: messenger RNA, 1198 nt
Organism: Nicrophorus vespilloides
Lineage: Eukaryota; Metazoa; Arthropoda; Insecta; Coleoptera; Silphidae
Gene: 7B2
Exons: 5
Coding region: 112-891 (259 amino acids)
Biological process (GO): regulation of hormone secretion; neuropeptide signaling pathway
Cellular component (GO): secretory granule
Molecular function (GO): enzyme regulator activity
Source: RefSeq, a predicted model, not a curated record